AAAACAGCGAAACAACUGAGACGGACAUUCAGCGGCGCUCCUCAACAUCUCAUCUUCGCCAACACAGUCAGACCACCGUAAGAGACAAGAUGGUGGCGUUUACACAAAUCGUGGCAGUCGCCUUAUUCUUCUUAGUAGGAGCUGAUGCAUUGUGUGACAUCGUUUCUGAAGACGUGGAGUGCAUGGUUGGUGAGAUGAUUGAGAAGGAUCUGCGUAUACCCGCUCACGUGUCAACCACAUGCAUGAAGUGCAUGUGCAUCCAGUACAAACGAAGCACUGCGGUCCAGUGCUGCUCUAUUGCUCUGAAGCCUACGGGGUAUGACGAACUGAGGUGCGAGAUGGUCUUAGACACGGAGAAGUGCAUUUACACCGUGAGAAAGAUCGACCGACCAAACGAGAGGUGUCGCUUCAGCGGAUUUAUUAUGGAAUAGGCUGCCUCCUCGGGCCGCGUGUCUAAGGCAGAGGUUGCUUGGAGGGCAAUUUGCAAACAAACAACCCAACAAACAAACAAACAAACAAACAAACAAACAAACAAAAAGCAUUCGCCUUAUCAUGAUAUCAUUUCAUUUUCAUUUUCACUGACCCUGACAUUUAGACCAAAUCAUAGCUGAUUAUCAAUAAUGCCAGUGAGACACCGAUUUUGGGUUAAUAUUAAUUUUUUUUACACAAAUGAAGAAGCGUGCUGAAAAUUGAGGGCGCUGUUGCUGUGAUCCACUUCAACCACAAACCUGACAUAGAAAGACGGGUCUGUAUAAAUGAUUAAACAAAAAAUGCACAUUAUUGAGUACCCGGGUUAAGAGAGUUUGCCUUGAAUGGCGCCCCAUUUUUCUCGCGAAUACGGAACUUCGUAUAAACGGUAACAAAACGGGUGCCAAAAGAGCUGUAAUUAAAAUGGCAAUAUGUGCAGGGGACAAUAAAGAGUUUCAAAAGUCUUUACCAGGA
Molecule: messenger RNA, 942 nt
Organism: Acanthaster planci (crown-of-thorns starfish)
Lineage: Eukaryota; Metazoa; Echinodermata; Asteroidea; Valvatida; Acanthasteridae
Product: beta-microseminoprotein-like
Source: RefSeq, a predicted model, not a curated record